Molecule: messenger RNA, 1386 nt
Organism: Tricharina praecox
Lineage: Eukaryota; Fungi; Ascomycota; Pezizomycetes; Pezizales; Pyronemataceae
Product: nucleotide-diphospho-sugar transferase
Exons: 2
Coding region: 236-1303 (355 amino acids)
Cellular component (GO): endoplasmic reticulum membrane
Source: RefSeq, a predicted model, not a curated record
CCUACACGCGGGAACAGGGGAUUAGGUCGGAAACCACCUCGGGGAAAGAGAACACCUAAACAUCAAAGAGAGCACUUGUGUUGCGUACACUCUCUCGAAUCCCGCUCCCGCUCCAACACCAUCACCACCACAUCGUCACCACUCUCCUUUGUAUGCAACGCCGCAGUCGUCGUCUCCGCUCCUUCCACCAAGAAAGACGACUCAAGAAACCACGACGUCACACCAGCCAGCCACAAUGGGCACUCCCGCUGGUGACCCCACUGCAAUUGCUCCAAUACACUACCUGCACCUCCUCCAACAGGACCCCCGCGCAUUCAUCAAUGAGAUUCCCCCCUCAUAUAUGAUCACGGCUGUAGUCAUCUUUAUCACGACUGCACUCAUCAGUGCCUACGUCUUCCUCCACCUGAUCGCGCACCAUCCGCGCCUCUCCACAGUAUCGGAGCGCACCUUCCGUACGACGGCCGCAUCGGGAACACCGACAUCGCCACAGCCGCUCCCCACAACCUCCACCGACGAACCCACCCUAACCCUCUCCGUUGUCGUCCCCGCCUACAAUGAACAGGCGCGUCUCCCCACCAUGCUCCUCGAAGCCGUCGAGUUCCUUGCGAGCGCCUACGAACCCGAGGACUGGGAAAUCCUCGUCGUUGACGACGGCUCCAGUGACGACACCGCCUCCAUCGCCCUUCAGUUCGCGGCGGAGUCCCCGCUCGUGGCGUCGGGCCAGAUCCGCGUUGUGAUGCUGGAGCGCAACCGCGGCAAGGGCGGCGCGGUCGCACACGGGAUGCGCCACGUCCGCGGGAAAUACGCUAUUUUCGCCGACGCCGACGGCGCGAGCAAGUUCUCCGACGUUACGGCGCUGAUGACGGCUGCUCAAGGCGUGGAGAAGAAGGGCUACGGGAUCGCUGUCGGCAGCAGGGCGCAUAUGGUUAAUACCGAUGCGGUGGUCAAGCGCAGUUUUGUGCGGAAUCUACUGAUGUACUCUUUCCAUAUGCUGUUGAAGACGGUGGGUGUAAGGGAGAUUCAGGACACCCAGUGUGGCUUCAAGCUUUUCUCAAGACAGGCGGCGAAAGCUGUGUUUGAGGACUUGCGGACUGAGGGCUGGAUCUUCGAUAUUGAGGUGCUGCUGCUGGCGGGGUAUAAGGGGAUACCUGUCGUCGAAGUGCCGGUGAGCUGGCAUGAGGUCGAAGGGACGAAGAUGGAUCUUGUUAGCGACUCGAUCCGUAUGGCGUGGGAUUUGGGCGUUGUCAGGGCAGGUUAUACGGUCGGCGUUUAUGGAGUUGGACCCGGUGGUCCCGAGAGGUAGACCGAGUGUUUCACGACAAUCAUCAUUUUUUGGUGUUGUGGGAGUUGUAAGAGUACGUACCUAGACAGAAUGAGAUACCGUGC